Patiria miniata (bat star) is the source of this 1938-nucleotide messenger RNA. RefSeq lists its product as uncharacterized. The coding region runs from base 54 to 1154 and encodes 366 amino acids. The record is from RefSeq and is a predicted model, not a curated record. The transcript is spliced from 9 exons. Gene Ontology annotation, cellular component: extracellular region. Lineage: Eukaryota; Metazoa; Echinodermata; Asteroidea; Valvatida; Asterinidae. Gene Ontology annotation, molecular function: peptidase inhibitor activity.
CGCACUGGGGAAAAUCACCAUCAGAAUCACCAUUGACACACACACACAAAUUAAUGAAUAAAAUGGGGAAAAUUGAGCUGAUGCUUGUUGUGGUUGUUGCUGUUGUGUGUUCUGUACAUGCGCAAGAUGCUUUACGUAAAGAGGGAAUAUGCCCUGAAUUUGCACUGAAUAGUACCCACAAUUUCAACGUGAGUUUCGACUGUCUGUCCGAUUCGGAGUGCAGCUACGAUCAUAAAUGCUGUCAGCGUCCCGAUGGGGCUUACAGAUGUACAGAACCCCUGCCAAACGUGACUAGCACCAUGCGGACAACCACGGCAAAUAAAGUCGUUAAGCCCGGUCAAUGUCCCAGACCUAUACACCUUUUUGGAAGACGCUGCCCUGGCGGACAAACCUGUUCCCAUGAUGGGGAUUGUUACGGGAACAGGAAGUGCUGCCGUAGGUCCAGCGACGACGAAUGCCCUUCGGUCUGCAGAUACCCGGACUCCAACACCACCAUGAGCACCAUGCGACCGGUGUCUCCGUCAUUCAAGCCGUCAAGCAAACCUCACCGCGAUCAACCAGGCACUUGUCCCAGCAACUAUGAGAAGUACUUUGAAGACUAUGACUGGUACGAUAUCACCUGCAAAAACCACUGUAAUAGCACCGAUGACUGCGCAGAGGGUGAACUGUGCUGUGUUGACGAAUACAAAUGGGAAGACGAUGAUUAUCGCGAACGUCCGCAAGCGGACGGUUACAGGUGCCCCGUCUGCAUGAAAGCUAACUUUGAUUGUGACGAUGGAGAUGGGAUACACAAACAUGGCCAGAUAUACACCGCAUAUUAUGAUUACUGUAAUCUCUGUCAGUGUUACUACGGACAAACCAACUGCUAUAACGUCUGUGGUCAUGAUAAUGACGACGACUACUGGUAUGAUGACCUCUACAUGACACGAGCCUGGUUUACUGCAUGCGUGGCCGCUGGUACUGCUCUGCUAAUCAGUGUGAUCUUCACUCUAUCCGUGUGCUGCUGCCUGAAGUGUUGUUGCAAAGACAAACAGCAGACCAUUAUGAUUCAUCAACAACCUCCCAUGGCACAACAACCCGGCAAUGCUUACUACAUGUCUCCACCGAAAGAAGAGAAACUUUCACUGACUGAAAACGGUUACACCACGGCUUAAAAAUUGGGUGAUGGCAAAAGCUGAUGAAAAUAGUUGUAACGCAAAUAAUAGUUCAUGGUCUCGAAACAGCUAGAAUGGUUUACUGCACGCUUUACUAUACAGAUAAAUAUUUUUUCAAUGUUCUCAAUGAUGAUAUUUUACGCAACUCCGUUUGGGAUAUAAUUCGUAUCGAUUUGACAAGUUGAAUGAAGGGGAAAAUGCAAAAGAUAUACAAGUGGUAACUCCAGGUUUUACCCUGAGGUAACACAUAACCUUAACCUCAUAACCUUGUGGUGAACCUCAAGUUACCGCCUGUUUAAUUUUGCAUUCUCCCCUGAGUUAUUUUGUACAGAGUUUUGCUCUUGCGUGGUACACAGUAAACUUGUUUGGUCCUUUGGUACACUUAAUACUCGAGUAGUGUUAAGUAUGUUGGUGGUGCUUAUGGAAUUUUCUAUUUUGAAUGAAUGAGGUUAUUAUUUUGUACAUCAGCUACCUAGUCCUAUAUAAUUGUAAAUAUCACUUUCAGUUAGCUUUCAGGACAAAAGAUGUGUACUAUAUUUGAUAUCCCAAUAUUUAAGAAUUGACAAAAUUCGUAAAAGAUUCUCGAGAAACAGUUGUUUGUAUCUCAAAGAAACAAAACUUUGUGUCAAUAUGUCAGUAAGUAUGUUGGAGGAACAUUCCAAAAUAUUGUCAAUAUUUAUUACAAGUCUAAUGUCGUCUGUAUUUGCAACGACUGGAUUUUCUAACUUAUUAAAUUUGCCGAGUUACAUUGUACGAAUAACAUUCAGAACGAGAAGAACAAAGA